ACAGGGUACUGAAACUCGAUCACUAUUUGCCGGGAAUUGAUCUAGUAGUAAUUUGAGAUCCGGUGAAAUUCUCAUUUGCACAUUUUCUCUAGAACAAGAAUGGGGGUGAUAAUCGAGAACAAUAUUUGGGAGCCAAAUCCAGCGCUGUAUUUAUUCUUCUUCAUAUCAUGUUGCUUGUCAAUAUAUUAUUUGCCAAACAGUAACAGAAGUACUCCUGCCGUCUUCGAUCACGCACCUUCCUCUUCCUUCCUUCGUUUUCAGAGAAGUUUCCUCUUACUCUUUUCUCUUUCUUCAGUGAUGGAAGGCUUACUGGCAGUAUUUGGAGAGUAUGAGUUGGCGUACCAUGGCGUUGGUAGGGAGCAAAUGGUCAUCUCUCUAAGUAUUGGAUAUGCAGCUGCUCUCUUUGUUGGUACCUUUUUGGGCAUGCUCUCGGAUUUGAUUGGCCAGAGAAAAGUGUGCUUGUUGUUUUGCUUGCUGCAUCUUUUUGUUGCCAUAUGGAAGAGGGUUACUGGACAUCCAAGUGUUUGGCUCGCUAGUAUCUGUCUCUCUCUUGCCUCUACGAUAUUUUUCUUCAACUUUGAGACAUGGAUGGUUGUUGAGCAUGAUAAGUUUGGGCAGAGGCAGGAUUCAGUUAAUGACAUGUUUUGGUUAAUGACUUUUGUUGAAUCUGCAUCUUUUAUUGGAAGCCAAGUGGUUGGAAACUGGUUAAUCAGUGGUCAUGAAAAGACAAGUUUGCUUGCUCCGUCCAGUGCAGUGGUAAUAAUGGCUCUUAUUUCUCUGGCUUGUGUCAGCCGAGGAUGGAGGAAAGAUCCAAAAUCAAUUGUUCUUAAAGAUUAUCAAACUAAGUUUCAUACCUACAUACUUGGUGAUAAAAGGGUCUGGCUUUUGUCAUGGACCCAAGCUGCCGUCCACUUCUCAGUUGCUGUUUUUUGGAUUAUUUGGGCUCCAGCUAUUGUGGCAGAUGGGAGAGAGGUUUUACUAGGUUUGAUAUACCCCUGUUUACUUGGUGCUAAAAUGCUUGGAAGCACUGCAUUUCCCUGGUUCUCCAGUGGCCCUUUAUCAUUUCGAACAGAAGAAUGCUUAGCAUAUGCAUGUAUUGUUAUGGGCUUCGUCACUUCCAUUGUGGCUUUUGAUUAUCAGGACAUUGAAAUUCUUGUGAUGCUAUUCUGCAUAUUUCAUGCUUGUGUGGGAUUGGUUUUGCCUUCACUUGCCAGAUUGAGAACCAUGUAUGUGCCAAAUGAACUUCGUGGAGGGAUGAUGAGUUUAUCCAUUGCUCCUUCGAAUGCGCUUAUGUUGUUCUUUCUGAUUCAGAGAGGUUUCUACCAGAGGAUUGAAAAUUCAACAAUUAUAGCUAUGGCCACUCUUGGUCUUUUUUCUGCAGCUGGAUGCAUGUAUAUGUUAAAGCGGCUUGGAAAGCAACCACACCAGAACUGGCACAAAUUAUGAGCCCUUCCAUAUUUUUGAAACACUUCUAUUCGUGUUGGGUGUUCCUGUAUAUAGCCGGUUAAUUGAAAGUUUAAAGAAACUGCAGCUUUGGGAUGUGAUGAUGGGUGCAAAGUGACAUCCUCUGCAAAUGGAAUAUCAAGAAUGAGAUUUAGCCGA
Nicotiana tabacum (common tobacco) is the source of this 1602-nucleotide messenger RNA. RefSeq lists its product as uncharacterized. The record is from RefSeq and is a predicted model, not a curated record. Gene Ontology annotation, cellular component: membrane. Gene Ontology annotation, molecular function: molybdate ion transmembrane transporter activity. Lineage: Eukaryota; Viridiplantae; Streptophyta; Magnoliopsida; Solanales; Solanaceae. Gene Ontology annotation, biological process: molybdate ion transport.